GACUACAAGCUCGAAACAACGAACUAUCUCUCCUUGACCCAGGAGGGAAUCAACAGCGAUGCUCUCUCCAAGAACUUCCAAGACGCCAUCUACAUCGCACGCCAUCUCGGCAUAUCGUAUCUCUGGAUUGAUUCUCUAUGCAUCUUGCAAGACUGCGAGAACGAUUGGGCAAAAGAGUCUUCGGCCAUGAGACUGGUAUAUACAAAUGCAGCAUGUGUCAUUUCAGCGACCGCAUCAAAGGACUCGAAUGGAGGCUGCUUUCGGAAACGGCCUGCCCCUUCAGAGACGUGGAGCCUUGUCACUUCGAAGAAGACAAGAUACUAUCUCUCGGCCCACAAGCCGUCGAUAAAGACACUCUUCGACACACGAGUCGAGACGGCACCAUUGACCAAACGAGCAUGGGCUUUCCAAGAAAGGCUACUCUCACGUCGUCUCGUUCAUUUCUGCUCCGACGUAGUUCUAUUUGAAUGCGACACUAUGCAGGCCUCCGAAUUCGAUGAACAGGGCUCUGGAUAUGAAAAGUUGCCAUACGUGGUACACAAUGGACGGCUGUUUGAUUGGCAGAUUGAAUUCAACCAGCGAUGGUAUAGACUUGUGUCCGCGUAUUCGGAAGGGGCUCUAACGUACCCAACCGACAAGCUCGUGGCUAUCUCGGGCAUUGCAGAGUUAGUCCAGGAUAGAGCACAAACACCCUACGUUGCUGGCUUGUGGAUGAUUGAGCCGGGAGAGAAGCAACUACUCUACUGCGCUCCAUCCUGGUCGUGGGCUUCAGUCAAUGGACGCAUU
This is a messenger RNA of Mytilinidion resinicola, 786 nucleotides long. Its product is annotated as HET-domain-containing protein. The annotation marks the transcript as partial. NCBI's taxonomy places the organism in Eukaryota, Fungi, Ascomycota, Dothideomycetes, Mytilinidiales, Mytilinidiaceae. The record is from RefSeq and is a predicted model, not a curated record. The transcript has 3 exons.